Messenger RNA from Cryptosporidium muris RN66, 543 nucleotides. RefSeq names its product centrin protein, putative. Gene Ontology annotation, molecular function: microtubule binding; calcium ion binding. Gene Ontology annotation, cellular component: microtubule organizing center. The transcript has a single exon. The record is from RefSeq and is a predicted model, not a curated record. Gene Ontology annotation, biological process: spindle pole body duplication. Bases 1 to 543 code for a protein of 180 amino acids. Lineage: Eukaryota; Apicomplexa; Conoidasida; Eucoccidiorida; Cryptosporidiidae.
AUGAUGCUCACAAGAAAAGAAAAUGUAGGGGCAUUAAGUAGUGUUGGUAAUUCUUCAUCAAAUGUAAUAUCAAGACGUCGACGUGUUAGAAAUGAGAUAUCAGAAGAACAAAAACAGGAAAUAAAGGAAGCAUUUGAACUCUUUGAUACUGAGAAGACUGGUAAAAUUGAUUAUCAUGAAUUAAAGGUAGCAAUGAGAGCAUUAGGAUUUGAUGUAAAAAAAACUCAAGUACUAGAAAUAAUGCGUGAAUAUGACAAGAAUGGUAGUGGUUAUGUUGAUUAUAAAGAUUUUAUGGAGAUAAUGACACAAAAGAUACUAGAACGUGAUCCUAAAGAGGAGAUAUUGAAAGCAUUUAAACUUUUUGAUGAUGAUAAUACUGGAAAGAUAUCUUUAAAAAAUCUUAGAAGAGUUGCAAGGGAAUUAGGUGAAAAUAUAUCAGAUGAUGAACUACAAGCAAUGAUUGAAGAAUUUGACAAAGAUAUGGAUGGUGAGAUAAAUGAAGAGGAAUUUCUGUCUAUAAUGAAACAAACUAGCUUGUAUUGA